AUGCAGAGCCUUUUCCUCUCCUCUCCCUGUUCUACAGUGUUCGAGAGAGGUGAAACACAAACUCUUCUCGUUCCCCUUUCCACCGACGGCCAGAUCCGCGGUCUCUCUCCUCUCCGGCCGCCAUUCCGGUGGUGGGAGAGUGGAGGGGCCCGGGUUCUGUGCCUUAGGUGUGUUUAUAGUAGCUUAGGUCUUCCCGGUGGCAGCGGUGGGGUGGUGCCGGCGUCGCGUCUGUGGAAUAAAGGUUCAGCUGCUCGUCUUCCACCUCGGCACCGUAUUCUGGGGCGAUGUCGUCGAGCGGCCGUCGUAGGGUGCUCGUCGAUCUAUGGAUUUGGCGGGCUUCGGUGGCCUGGGCUAGGUCGUGGCGGCGGAGGUGACGACCUGGCUGUGGCUUUUUUGUCCCCUGUCUCCGACUUCGCGGCGGUGAGGUGGGCUCCGGCCUCACAGUGGAGUUUCUGGGGGUGGUUCUGGAGUUGGAGACGCCGGUGCGCGUCCUUGCUUUCUCUGGCUGGCCGUGGUGGCAGGGGGAGGAGCAGGCGUGCCUGCGCGCUGGACAAGGUUUCUGGAAGCGACGACCUUGGGUUGCGGCUUAUGGUGGAGGAUCUGGCCGUCUUUUGCUGGGCGGUGUGGCUUCGUCCCCAGAUCCGGAGCGGCGGAAGCUCGGUGAGCGCUCUCGUUAGUGGGAGAUGUCGCCGGCCGUGUUCCUUCUCGGUUUCAAGAUCCAACUCUGAGGAGUUGGUGGCUACUGCGGCUCAACAACGCCAUCUGGCAAGGGGCUUCUUCACCUCCAAGGACAAGACAUCUGCAACAAGCUGUUCUCCCAUCGGCCAUUCCGGCGCCGGUGAUGGAUCCAGCUGUGUUGCGGUUGCAAUGAACACGAAGAAGAUAAGGGACCUGGGUGUAGUUUCUUAUUUCUUCAGGGUCCUUUUUCGUAGUUUUGGUGGGGUCUGUUGUUUCCUGUUCCCUGUCUUUGCUUCUGUAUUCUCUCGGAUGUGUAUUGUCUGUUUCCUUAACAUGAAUACAGCGUAGCGCAUGCCUUCGGGUG
Molecule: messenger RNA, 1042 nt
Organism: Triticum aestivum (bread wheat)
Lineage: Eukaryota; Viridiplantae; Streptophyta; Magnoliopsida; Poales; Poaceae
Exons: 2
Coding region: 1-1026 (341 amino acids)
Source: RefSeq, a predicted model, not a curated record